This is a messenger RNA of Chelmon rostratus (copperband butterflyfish), 5947 nucleotides long. RefSeq names its product formin-like 2a (gene fmnl2a). Gene Ontology annotation, cellular component: cytosol. The record is from RefSeq and is a predicted model, not a curated record. Gene Ontology annotation, biological process: cortical actin cytoskeleton organization; cell migration; regulation of cell shape. Gene Ontology annotation, molecular function: small GTPase binding; actin filament binding. Bases 599 to 3859 code for a protein of 1086 amino acids. The transcript is spliced from 27 exons. Lineage: Eukaryota; Metazoa; Chordata; Actinopteri; Chaetodontiformes; Chaetodontidae.
GUGGGAGGCUUGCCUCUGAAAGACCUCAUUGUCGGGAGGGAUGAGAGUGUGUGCAGCGGCGGUGUGAGUGUGUGUGGAGCCCCCUCCUCUCCUUAAACUAGCUGGUCAGCAGCGGAGGGAUUAGUGAAGCCAGCUCCACUCACCAACUCACAGACAAGGAGGUGGUGGUGUGGGGGGGAUUGCAACAAGCGUGAAUCAUGCUCGUCGUCAUUACUACCGACUGGGAGUGGAGCCGAAAUUGUGCAAGAUACGGAUAACAGCGCGGAGAGGGUCCGUGCGGAUCGAGUCAAGUUUCCAGCCCUCCUCAUUCUGCCGUGAAAAUGCCUCACCGGGGGCUCCGCCGCCGCCGCUGCCGCUCCUGCCGCCGCUGCUCGGACCCGUCGCGUUAUGCCGCCUCCCUCACAUGCGCCUAACGUGGAAGAAGUGACCGGGAGGAGACCUGCGAAGGAGCCGACGGAGCAAAAAACCGGAGAGGAUAAUUUCCCCCUUUUUUUCCCGGCGUGUGGAGACUUUCCCUCAAGAAGUGGAAGAGAGAGGAGUGAGGAGGAGAAGGAGGAGGAGGGGGUGAAAAGUUGUACUUGUUGGUCAAAGAGGAACCAUGGGGAACGCAGGCAGCAUGGACCAGCACACGGAUUUCAGAGGACACAACAUGCCUCUGAAACUGCCCAUGCCCGAGCCCGGUGAACUGGAGGAGAGGUUCGCAACCGUUUUGAACUCGAUGAAUCUUCCUCCAGACAAAGCGCGGCUGUUGCGGCAGUACGACAACGAGAAGAAGUGGGAACUGAUCUGUGAUCAGGAGCGAUUCCAAGUGAAAAACCCGCCUCACACGUACCUCCAGAAGCUGAGGAGUUAUCUGGACCCGGCAGUCACAAGGAAGAAAUUCAGACGGAGAGUUCAGGAGUCCACCCAAGUCCUGAGAGAACUGGAAAUUUCGUUACGGACCAAUCAUAUAGGGUGGGUGAGGGAGUUCUUAAAUGAAGAGAACAAAGGUCUGGACGUGCUGGUGGAGUAUCUUUCUUUUGCACAGUAUGCCGUCACGUUUGAUGGAGACUGUGUGGAGAACAACCCAGAGGCUGUGAUGGAUAAGACUAAGCCCUGGAGCCGCUCUAUAGAAGACCUGCAUGGAGGAAGCACCCUGCCAUCCCCCAUCACUGGGAAUGGCAUCACACGAGCUGGGCGACAUUCCACGUUACGUUGCAACACACUGCCGAGUCGCAGAACUCUGAAAAACUCCAGACUGGUCUGCAAGAAAGAAGACGUCCACGUCUGCAUCAUGUGCCUGCGUGCUAUCAUGAACUACCAGUAUGGCUUCAACAUGGUCAUGUCACACCCACACGCUGUGAAUGAAAUUGCACUAAGUCUCAACAAUAAGAACCCAAGAACUAAAGCCCUGGUCCUGGAGCUCCUGGCGGCAGUUUGUCUCGUGAGAGGAGGCCACGAAAUUAUUCUCUCUGCGUUCGACAACUUUAAGGAGGUGUGUAUGGAGACGCAGCGGUUUGAGAGGCUAAUGGAGUAUUUCAAGAACGAGGACAACAACAUCGACUUCAUGGUGGCCUGUAUGCAGUUCAUCAAUAUAGUCGUGCACUCUGUGGAGGACAUGAACUUCAGAGUUCAUUUGCAGUUCGACUUCACCAAGCUGUGUCUGGACGACUACUUAGACAAACUAAAGCAUACGGAGAGCGAUAAGCUGCAGGUCCAGAUCCAGGCCUACUUGGAUAAUGUGUUUGAUGUGGGAGCCCUUCUGGAGGACGCAGAGACCAAAAACGCUGCCCUGGAGCGCGUGGAGGAGCUGGAGGAGAACAUGUCACAUAUGACGGAGAAGCUGCAGGACAUGGAGAAUGAGGCCAUGUCCAAGAUUGUGGAGCUGGAGAAGCAGCUGAUGCAAAGGAACAAGGAUCUUGAAUCCAUCAGGGAAGUCUACAAAGACACCAGCUCGCAGGUACACUCGCUGCGGCAGAUGUUGAAGGAGAAGGACGAGGCUAUCCAGCGACAGAGUAACCUGGAGAAGAAGAUCCAUGAGCUGGAGAAACAAGGCACCAUCAAGAUCCACAAGAAGGGAGAUGGAGACAUCUCCAUCCUGCCCUCGCCUCCCUGCGGUGUAGAGGGCUUGCCAGGUGCCGUGAUGGGAGGAAACGGUGCAGCUGUCGGUCCAAACCAUGUGGGAGUUGUAGCCGGAACGCCCGCUCCACCACCACCGCCACCUCCACCCCCUCCACUGCCAGUGAACGGUGCAUUGUCAAAUGGACCAUCAUCUGCCAUUCCCGCCGCAGUAGCUCCCCCACCACCGCCGCCUCCACCUCCACCUCCGCCUCCUCCCCCAGGGCCGGCCUCUGCGAUCUCAGCACCUCUGCCUCCCCCUCCUCCUCCUGUAGCCCCCCCACUGCCCGGCUGUGGGACUCCCACUGUCAUCAUGAACUCUGGGUUAGCAGCUGUUAAGAUCAAGAAACCCAUCAAGACAAAGUUCCGUAUGCCUGUCUUCAACUGGGUCGCCCUGAAGCCAAACCAGAUCAACGGGACUGUCUUCAAUGAGAUUGAUGAUGAGAGGAUACUUGAGGACCUGAAUGUGGACGAGUUUGAGGAGAUGUUCAAGACGAAGGCCCAGGGCCCGGCAAUCGACCUCACCAUGAGCAAGCAGAAGGUCAUCCAGAAGGGGCCCAACAAGGUGACGCUACUGGACUCCAACAGAGCUAAGAACCUGGCCAUCACACUGAGGAAAGUGGGAAAGACUCCCGAGGAGAUCUGCAAGGCCAUUCAGAUCUUUGACCUACGAACUCUGCCGGUGGACUUCGUGGAGUGUCUGAUGCGCUUCCAGCCCACGGAGAAUGAGAUUAAAGUCCUGCGGCAGUUUGAGAAGGAGCGCAAGCCGGUGGAGAGCCUGACGGAUGAGGACCGCUUCAUGAUGCAGUUCAGUAAAAUCGAGCGGCUCAUGCAGAAGAUGACCAUCAUGGCGUUCAUCGGAAACUUCUGUGAGAGCGUGCAGAUGCUCACGCCGCAACUUCAUGCCGUCAUCGCAGCAUCUGUGUCCAUCAAGUCAUCACAGAAGCUAAAGAAAAUCCUAGAGAUUAUCUUGGCACUUGGAAACUACAUGAACAGCAGCAAAAGAGGAGCAGUGUACGGAUUCAAGCUGCAAAGUUUAGACUUGCUACUUGAUACCAAGUCGACAGACCGUAAGUUAACGCUGUUACACUACAUAGCCAAUGUAGUAAAGGAGAAAUACGCGCAAGUUUCUCUCUUCUACAACGAGCUGCAUUACGUGGAGAAAGCUGCAGCAGUGUCGUUAGAGAACGUCCUGCUGGAUGUUAAGGAGCUGAACAGAGGCAUGGAGCUGACCAAAAGAGAGUACAGCAUGCACGGCCACAACACCAUGCUCAAAGACUUCAUCGCACACAACGAGAGCAAGCUGAAGAAGCUGCAGGAUGACGCCAAGAUUGCACAGGAUGCCUUUGACGAGGCGGUGAAGUUCUUCGGGGAGAACUCCAAAACAACGCCGCCCUCCGUCUUCUUCCCUGUGUUUGUGCGAUUUGUUAAGGCGUACAGGCAAGCGGAGGAGGACAACGAGCAGAGAAAGAGACAGGAGCAGAUCCUGAUGGAGAAACUUCUGGAACAGGAGGCCAUGAUGGAGGAAGACCAGAAGUCUCCAUCUCAUAAGAAUAAGCGGCAGCAGCAAGAGCUGAUCCAGGAGCUCAGGAGGAAACAGGUGAAAGACAGCCGCCAUGUCUACGAAGGCAAAGAUGGAGCGAUUGAGGACAUCAUCACGGCCCUAAAGAAGAAUAAUAUUACUAAAUUUCCCAAUGUCUACUCGAGGGUAAGGAACUCCUCCAGUAGCACCCCUGUAGUGGUGGAUGUGUCCCAAACCUGAUUUGAGGAACCAGCCUUACAGGCGAGCAGACGCUGUGCGGAGGAGUGUCAGGAGGCGCUUUGAUGAUCAGAACCUGCGGCCGGUGAACAACGGCGAAGUGGUCAUGUGACGAGGGAACAGUGCAUGUGCUGGGGGGCUGGGGGGGGCGGGGAUGGUGAGGAUGUGUAACGUCAAGAGAGGGCGAGACAGGAGGUUCGAUGCAGAUUGAAGGAUGAUAAGUGGAAGAUGACAAGUGUUGUAGCAACCAUAGAGAUGUGUAUGUAUAUAUAUUAUAUAAGAAUACACGUGAUUCCGUGUCUGUGGUGUAGUAGCUUUUCAAGAUGAAGGGCUGGGACAUGUACACGAGUGAAUUUAAAGUGUCUGAAAGGUUGAUUAAGAAACCUUAGACAAGCCAAGUGCCUGAACUUAUUUUUGUGGGCUAACGUCACGCUGUCUUCUGUUCGCCUGAUGGCUGUCUUUAAUAUUUCCCACUUCAAGCAAUACAACUUGACCUGGCUUUAAUUUUAAAGGUGUGUAAAAGUGGACUUGCGGUGGCCUUAAGAGCCACGUGAAGAGAUGCUUCCUUGGAAACAUAAUGUAGAAUGUAUGGGACGUGCUCCCUUUAGCUGUUACAGAUAUCACAUCUUUCAGUGCUGAGUGUUACACUCUGUAGUAUCUCGGUACACUCCGGUGCUCCUUUCCAUUCCUCGUACUACACAAACGUGCUCAACCUGCACUUUCUUUUACAUCUCAUGAGGCUUUUUCGACUUUGACUCAAAAAGGGCUGACGAUCAGGCAUGAAGACGGUGAUCAAAAUUCAUGAAAAACUCUAUUUGUACUAAAGUGUCAGGAUGAUGAAGAAAAAUACAUCAAAAACCUUAAUCAUGUCAAAAACGAGCGGGUUAAUGUUGUUACGCGUUUAUCAGGCCUCUCCAUGCUGAAGUUGUUACUAUCGAGCUUGAAUUUGUAGCUCUUAAUCUAUCGCAGUCGGCCGCCUGCUCACGUAAAACUGUGCCGUCCAUUUAAAAUGUUGCAUUUCCGCAGCAGCUCAGCAGUUUGGUUUCUGGGAACAAAUAAAAAGAGUGAAUGAGCCUAUAAAGCAACACAUUUUCUAUCAGAGAAACUGCACGAAAGAUACAGAACCCUACUGGUUGAUCUCAUUGUCAGAACUGGAUAUACUGUAACUUUGUUUUUCAUCUCUGCCAACUUUUUUUUUUUUUUUUUUUACAGAUUAAUUAUAAUCCAGGCUACUGUGUCUACUCACUUUAUUGUAAUUUUAAUGUAUAGUAUUUAACCACUGAAAGGAUUCCUUUAAGAUCAUGUUUUCAUCUAAAUGUGUGUCAUUAAAAACAUGGCAAAACAAAGUACACAACACACACACAAAAAAAUCCUACAUGUACAGAUAUUUUGCUACGAACCGUUUUUUUUUUUUUUUUUUUACUUAAUUCACAUUACCAGAUGGUUAAUAUUGUACAUAUUGUUUAAACAAAUGUUUUCAUUGCCUUGUGCUAUACAACUUGAAUGUUAUUUUAACUUAUAGUUUUUGUUUCCAUUUUUGUAUAUUUAAUUAAGCCAAAUGAAUCUACAGUAGUGUGUUAAAUUACGUGGUGUCGCUGUCAUGCAGGAGGCGGCGGAUCACUGAAUCUGCUUGUGGGGGCGUCAAAGCCAGCUACGAAAAUACACAACGUGUUCUGAUGCGUUCGGAUUUGAACUCUUACGUUUCUAUUGGUCGACCUGUGAUUAGCUGGUUUUGUGGCGUUGUGAUACACCCUCCUGUGAUCAUCUCCACUGAAGCACGUGCUGCCGGUCAUCUCCUUUUUCUCUCAACUUCACUGUCUGUACUAGUGACAUUUCUCUAACUGGAUAAUACUGGCAUGUUUUGUUUUUUUUUUUUUCCACCAGAAAUGUAUUUUAGGCAGUUUGUGCUUAUUACAAAAUAACAAGCUUUUUAAAAAAUUAGGUGAUGAGAUUUUCAACGAAUAUGAUCAAAUAAACUAUUUACAUUGAAUAUAGAACUGUUUACCUUUUUUCUUUGUGAAACAGGUGUGGAAAUCGUAUCUCCUGUGGAAUUACAAUUCAAUUAAAUGGAAUAAAAUCAAUUCAUCUAAG